Molecule: messenger RNA, 1453 nt
Organism: Eriocheir sinensis (Chinese mitten crab)
Lineage: Eukaryota; Metazoa; Arthropoda; Malacostraca; Decapoda; Varunidae
Product: meiotic recombination protein DMC1/LIM15 homolog
Exons: 3
Coding region: 208-1233 (341 amino acids)
Biological process (GO): reciprocal meiotic recombination; DNA repair; DNA strand invasion
Cellular component (GO): nucleus; condensed nuclear chromosome
Molecular function (GO): ATP hydrolysis activity; ATP-dependent DNA damage sensor activity; DNA strand exchange activity
Source: RefSeq, a predicted model, not a curated record
ACAAUGUGCUGUGGACCCACAACCCAUUGUUUUUAUUCCGUAUUCAACUUAUAACAUUUAAAAACAACAUAUAUUACGUGAUUUUUCUGGAUCCGCUCCCUGGAAAUAGAAAAAAAAGUCCCAUUACGAAAUCUAUAGCGUCAGUUCGCGUCACCACUGGGUACGAGGAAACCAUUUUUGCGUCGCUCCUCCAAAAAUCGCCUCAAAAUGCAAGACCAAGCGCUGGACGUCGAGGUGGAAGACGGGGAAGAAGACGUAAGCUUUUUCACGGACAUAGAUGAAUUACAAGCCCAUGGAAUUAACGCAGCGGACCUCAAGAAGCUGAAGACGGCCGGGAUUUGCACUGUCCGCGGCGUGCAAAUGACGACGCGGAGGAAAAUGUGCAAUAUCAAAGGUCUUUCCGAAGCCAAGGUGGAUAAGAUUAAAGAGGUGGCAGCUAAGGUGAGCGGCGGUGACGGCUUCGUGACAGCUCUGGUGGUGCUUGAGCGUCGGAGGCACAUCUUCAGGGUCAGCACGGGGUCAGGGGAGCUGGACAGCUUGCUCGGGGGCGGCAUCGAGAGCAUGGCCAUCACGGAGGUCUUCGGCGAGUUCCGCACGGGCAAGACGCAGUUAGCGCACACCCUCUGCGUCACGGCACAGAUCCCCAACGAUGCAGGGACUUACACUGGAGGGAAGGUCAUUUUCGUCGACACGGAGAACACGUUUCGCCCAGACCGGCUGCGUGGCAUCGCGGAUCGUUUCAACCUGGAGCAGGAGGCGGUGCUGGAGAACGUGCUGUACACCCGCGCCUUCACUUCGGAGCACCAGUUCGAGAUCCUGGACCAUGUCGCGGCACAGUUCCACGAGGAGCCAGGCAUCUUCAAGCUCCUCAUCAUCGACUCCAUCAUGGCAUUAUUCCGCGUGGACUUCAGCGGCCGCGGGGAGCUUGCAGACCGACAGCAGCGCCUCGCCCAGUACUUGUCCCGCCUGCAGAAGAUCAGCGAGGAGUACAAUGUGUCCGUCUACAUCACUAACCAGAUGACCGCCGACCCAGGGGCUGCCAUGUCCUUUCAGGCUGACCCCAAGAAGCCCAUCGGCGGACACAUCCUCGCUCACGCCUCCACCACCCGUGUCUCCCUGCGCAAAGGCCGCGGCGAGACACGCAUCGCGAAGAUUUACGACAGUCCGGAGCUGCCCGAGAACGAAGCCACUUUUGCUAUCACUGCAGGCGGUGUGGCAGAUGCAAAGGAGUGAGGACGCUCUAGUACUCCUUAGCCCCUAGCCUAUAACUUUAUAAUUUUGCCUGGACUCUCAGUUUUUUAAUCAGGGUAUAGUUUGUGUUCUGACAAGUGCGGGAGGACACAGAACCACCCACCCGCCGUAAUAUAGGAAUUGUUGUAUGUUCUUUAUUUGUCUUUAAUAUUUCAAUGCAGCACGUAUUCAUACUUCAGUGAAAUAAACACAAAUUACAUUA